GAAUAAGAGUCCAACAACAAGACAGUUAAGAGCCUCUUUCAUCGCCUCUCUCAGCGCACUGCUUGCCCUGCAUCACAACAUUCUGGACUUCUCUCUAGCGGUUCUCUCCUGAAACAUGACCAUUGGGAGCGGCUCCAAUACCAACACCACCAAUGUGAUGAGGCCCCCAGCCAGCCCGCGGAAAGGACCCCCCAAAUUCAAACAGAGGCAGACGAGACAAUUCAAGAGCAAGCCUCCCAAGAAAGGAGUACUCGGUUUUGGGGACGACAUUCCUGGGAUGGAGGGCCUUGGAACAAACUUCCAUGACAUCUGCCCAUGGGAAGCUUUCAGUCACCUGGAGCUCCACGAGCUGGCUCAGUAUGGCAUAAUCUGAGGAGAGCAGCGCCUC
Molecule: messenger RNA, 388 nt
Organism: Polyodon spathula (Mississippi paddlefish)
Lineage: Eukaryota; Metazoa; Chordata; Actinopteri; Acipenseriformes; Polyodontidae
Product: retinal cone rhodopsin-sensitive cGMP 3',5'-cyclic phosphodiesterase subunit gamma-like
Exons: 4
Coding region: 116-373 (85 amino acids)
Biological process (GO): positive regulation of epidermal growth factor receptor signaling pathway; positive regulation of G protein-coupled receptor signaling pathway; visual perception
Cellular component (GO): photoreceptor outer segment membrane
Molecular function (GO): cGMP binding; 3',5'-cyclic-nucleotide phosphodiesterase activity
Source: RefSeq, a predicted model, not a curated record